Molecule: messenger RNA, 342 nt
Organism: Colletotrichum spaethianum
Lineage: Eukaryota; Fungi; Ascomycota; Sordariomycetes; Glomerellales; Glomerellaceae
Exons: 2
Coding region: 1-342 (113 amino acids)
Source: RefSeq, a predicted model, not a curated record
AUGAACCCAGCCGUCAAAUAUGAGAUUGUUGCGCAAGGAUUUGGUUGUGAGUCGGCCGUCGUCGAUGCUAUCAACGAAGACAGUGGUAGCAACGGGGAAAAGACGCUUGAGUCACUGAAAGAAACGGUGCGAGGCCUGACGAGCUCCAAAGGGCCGGCGCUGCUCAACCUCAAGGUCUCAGAUCUACCGUAUCACAGUAGCACCAGAGCCAUGGUGGGAAUAAGCAACGAUCCCAACACUAUCGUUGUACCGUACUACGAUAACCUUCCUAGGCCUUACUACCAGAAGUCAAGAACAGAAGCUAGUGAAGCACUGGCUAUCGAUGAGGGGAAGUUCGUGUAG